GUCAAUUCGUUUUCGACGGGCGACAAGAUUUAUAUGGAAUCAUUGGAAUAAUAUUUAAUAUCCUAUUACUAUUCAAAAUGUUGUAAAAUUUUGUUUUCGUUGUUUGUUUCUAUUAAGAGAGCGCAAUUUCUAAAUUAAAUAUGAAGCCAAUAAUAGAUUUCGAUGAAUGUCUUAGAGACUCCCCUAAAUUUAGGGAACAACAGGAGACUGAAGAGGCUAGUAUUGACAGUCUGGAGCAGAAACUAGAUAAGGUUUUGAAGGCCUGCACUGUUAUGAUCGAGUCAGGGAAGAUUUAUAUGACUCAUAGAGGUAUUUUUACAAAUGCUUUAUGGGAUCUAAGUGGAAGUUUCUCAGAAGACCCUACAGUCAUGGCCACUAUGAAUCGGAUGAUCCAUGCACUGCAGGAAAUGAACAAAUUUCACUCUAUUUUACUUGACCAGGCUUCCCGAACUAUACUUAAGAAUCUCACAGCUUUCAUUAAAGUAGACAUCAAAGGUGUCAAAGAAAGUAAACAUCAUUUUGAAAAAAUCUCAAAUGAUCUGGACAUUGCUUUAAAUAGGAAUUCUCAGGUAUCGCGUCAUAAAUCCAUGGAUGUGGAGGAGGUAGUGAAUCUCUUACUUGCCACACGAUCAUGCUUCAGACACACAGCAUUGGACCAUGUUCAUAAGAUCACAAUGCUACAGGCUCGAAAACGUCAUGAAAUUCUCGCAACUUUUUUAUCAUACCUGCAAGCAUGCUGCACAUACUACCACCAAGGUGCAGAUUUGACUGAAGAUUUGGAUCCUUUCCUCAAGGCCACAGCAGAAGAAGUUUCAACGAUGCGUAACGAUACAAAGAUACUGGACAAAGAGAUGGAGAAUCGUCACACCAUUGUCAAUAGCAAAGACACGGUACUGCCGAGUUGUAAGACUGGGGAAGCGGAGGGUGAUUGCAAGGAGGGUUUGCUCAGCACACCUUGUAUAAAGAACUUGCCUCGUAUGCAGGGAUACCUGUUCAAAAGAACCUCGAACGCGUUUAAGACAUGGAACCGCAGAUGGUUCUAUUUGUAUGACAACAGACUUGUUUACAGAAAAAGAACUGGCGAAUUAAAUGUUACCGUGAUGGAAGAAGACCUGCGGCUCUGCACUGUCAAACUUGUCCUUGACGGUGAAAGAAGAUUCUGUUUUGAAGUUCUAUCUCCUUCUAAAAGUCACAUGUUACAAGCGGAUUCCGAAGAAAUGUUAAAUAGUUGGAUCGCAGCGUUGCAAAACGGCAUACGUACAGCUAUACAGCAGGGGCAGAGUCGUGAAAACCCCGACUCGCAGUUAGUGCUCGUGCCGGACGACUCCAAACUUUACGGCAAUAGGAAUAGCGUUGCCAACGUUCGCAUGAGGAAAGUCAGAAUCUGGGAGCAACUGCUUACAAUCCCUGGAAACAAUAACUGUUGCGACUGCGGCAGCCCAAAUCCACGAUGGGCAAGUAUAAACCUUGGCAUCACGCUAUGUAUUGAAUGUUCCGGAAUACAUCGCUCUCUAGGUGUUCACGUCAGUAAAGUCAGAUCUCUUACUUUGGAUGACUGGGAACCAGACAUCAUAAAGGUAAUGGCCGAACUCGGAAACAAAAUAGUAAAUUUAAUAUAUGAAGCAAAUACGGAGGGGACCACUCUUACACGAGCGACACCAGAUUGUGAAACGUCUGUACGAGAAGCAUGGAUCCGCGCAAAAUACGUGUCGUCAUCGUUCGUGCGCGACAUAGUGAGCGCGGGGACAGUGGGCGGGGCCGGGGCUGGGGGCGGGGCUGAGUCACCAUUACGGACUGUGUGCAGGUGGUCAGUGAGGCGUGCCAGACGCAGGGUUCGCGCCCCGCCUGCUGUACCAGAGACGAUCAGUGACGAGAAAAGUGACGUCAAUAGCAACACUAGCGUGUCUGAGAGUUCGAGUAAAUCGGAACCAGACAGUCCAGUGCUCCUGAUCGGCACCGAACUGGCGGCCGAACGAGCCGUCGACCUCAGUCUGCCUUCUGACCACGAAUCGACAGAGGGCGAAGACACAGAUGACCUAGCCGAGGACAUAUCCUGCCUGUCACCGAGCGCGGUGUUAUUCAGAGCUGCGCGCGCGCACAACGUGGCGGUGAUGCGCGCCGCCCUCGCCGCCACCGCCGACGUCAACGCCGCCCAGCACGCGCGCCGCACGCCGCUCCACGCCGCCGUGCUCAGCGGUUCAGUGAUGGCUUGUUCAUUCUUAUUACUCAAUGGCAGUAAGUUAAAUUUGCAAGACGAAGAUGGGAAAACACCGUUACAUCUCGCAACAGAAGCUGGUCAUACGGGACAGGUAUGUUUGCUGCUCCGGUACCGCGCAGACCAGUCUAUUGCGGACAACGAGGGACGCACUCCGCUUGAUAUAGCCGUAGGAAAUGCCAAUGCCGAUAUUGUGACUUUACUAAGACUGACCAAAUUGAAUGAGGAGAUGCGUGAAAGCGAGAUGUCAUCAAACGACGACACUUACAACGAGGUCUUCCGCGACUACACGCAACUUGCCCAUUCUCACCCCGAGCGACUCGUGCGCAGGCAUAACAACAACGAAGGUGAACAAACCGCCGAAUGACAAAGGGAGACUGGCCCAAAGCGACGAUGGCUGUGGUGAUGCAAUCAUGUGAUGAAUGGUAAACUUUACUCGACCUGGCAAAUGUGAGUUUUUCACCUACUCGAUUGCGUUUGCGUAAAAUAACAUUAUAAGGAUCCAUGAAAAAAACAUAGUUUACAUAGUCACCAUGGAAUUAACAAAACUCGCAAACAUCACACAGGUGUAGACUAUACCAACUUCAUAUUAAUUGACAGCGAAUUGACAAGUAUCAAAAUAAUAUAGUUCAUACAAAAUAAUCAUAUAAUGUAAUUAACAGCCGUAUGAGACGCGGUAUGUCGUUAUUACAAAAUAAACUUUUAUAGUCAACCUUGAAACAGAGCGAUUUUAUAUUUUUACAUACAAAACUAUGAACGAAUUAUUGUUUAUUGUAUGAAACACGGCAUUUUCUAAAUUUCAGGGUUACUUACCAUAAAAAAAGAAUAUCUGUAAUGAUGAGUACUACAAAAACUACAGUGGAACUUGUUUGAAAGUAGUACGAAUUUCGGUUAAGUUUAUUCUCAUAUCUUGAGAUACUUUCAAUCUCAAGAUUAUUUCAAUAUUAUUGUACUACCCGUUCGCUUCGAGUUGGCCGUGAAUGACCUUAUUGGCUUGGGCCAAUGAUGUGAUUGGUCACAGGCACAUCAACUGGGGGUCAAUCGCCUAACGGAAUUGCUAUGGGUAUACCGAAUUUCAGAAACGUAAAGGGCUGGAUCCGUCUCACCGCACCGCGCUCCUAGACGUCUGUUAACGACCAAUAGGGUUGAUUAAUAAGGUCUGUCUAGAUCUUAUUA
Molecule: messenger RNA, 3391 nt
Organism: Chilo suppressalis (striped riceborer)
Lineage: Eukaryota; Metazoa; Arthropoda; Insecta; Lepidoptera; Crambidae
Source: the annotation of a GenBank genome assembly